CGCGAUCGCAUGUAACAGCAGUAACAUUUACGCGGAAAUCGUGGAAGCAACGCAAUGAAUCAAAUCGGUGUUGCAGUUUUGCUUUUAUGCUGUUAUGCCUCGACUCUCGCUUACAUUAUCGAGGAUUGCGGUUCGGAAGGGGGUAAAUUCAACGAUAUGACAGUUUCGACGUGUGAUAAAUCAGAGGAAAAAUGCAGUUUUAUAAAAGGCGUCGAUAUAAAUGUGUCCAUCAAAUUUACACCAAACAAAGAUAUCUCAAAGCUUGAGAUGCUUUUAUAUGGUAUACUAUACGAUGUGACCGUGCCUUUUCCGGCACAGAAACCUGACGUGUGCAACGAUCCAGAUUCAGGGAUAACAUGUCCCUUGAAAAAGGAUGAGGAAGUUGAAUAUAAGACCACGUUUGUCUUGGAUAAACAAAUUCCUCCGGUGAGUGUCGACGUUAUGGUGGAAUUUGUAAAUGAAGAAAAGGAGAAGAUAAUAUGUAUAAGAUAUCCGGUAAAACUUAAGUAAAUAUGAUCGAAAUUAACAAUAAAGCAAAUCGCGGCAAAUAUAAUAGAAUGGAUUAUUGCAUUUGGACACCAAGAUGAUAUUGUAUAUAUGUUUCUGGAUGAUAGACUUUGCCACUUUUUCAACAACGCAUGUCGACGCAGACAUAAAUAUAUGAAUAUAUGAUGAAAAAAGA
This is a messenger RNA of Ooceraea biroi (clonal raider ant), 682 nucleotides long. RefSeq names its product ecdysteroid-regulated 16 kDa protein. The record is from RefSeq and is a predicted model, not a curated record. Lineage: Eukaryota; Metazoa; Arthropoda; Insecta; Hymenoptera; Formicidae. Gene Ontology annotation, molecular function: sterol binding. Gene Ontology annotation, biological process: sterol transport.